Penicilliopsis zonata CBS 506.65 is the source of this 1542-nucleotide messenger RNA. RefSeq lists its product as hypothetical. Bases 1 to 1542 code for a protein of 513 amino acids. Gene Ontology annotation, molecular function: protein-folding chaperone binding. Lineage: Eukaryota; Fungi; Ascomycota; Eurotiomycetes; Eurotiales; Aspergillaceae. Gene Ontology annotation, biological process: protein import into mitochondrial matrix. The record is from RefSeq and is a predicted model, not a curated record. Gene Ontology annotation, cellular component: mitochondrial inner membrane. The transcript is spliced from 2 exons.
AUGGGACCGGCCGCCACCGCGCGGGCUACCAUGCGGUUGCAGUCAUCUUCGUUGAGGCCUGCGUAUUGCAAGGGCUCUUCGUAUGAGCAUCUGGUCGGGCAAUAUUCCUCAUACUCGACGGGCGCCGUUUCGCCCUUUAGCAGGAGAACGAAUGUUCAGACUAGUGCUUUCCCACUUUCUCCUCUUACGACAGAAUGGUCCGCUCUCCCUCUCUCCAGAUCGUUCCACCAGUCGGCUGCUUGCCUGCAGGAACAGCAGAAAGAAAAGAAAUCGGAUGAGGCCAAUAAGUCCGAGGCAAAGGACGAGCAGAGCAAAGAGGAGUCUCAGGAUGGACCCAAGGAAGAAGGGAAGAAGGAAGCCCCUCCGCCACCUCCGCCCCACGGUGACAAGACUCCAUGGCAGGUGUUCAGAGAGACUUUCCAGUCGGAACUCAAGGCUUCUAAGGAAUGGAACGAGUCCACCAAGGCCCUGGCUUCGUCGGCACACGAGUUCACGGAGAGCGAAUCGGUGAGAAAGGCUCGUGCCGCCUACGAAGCUGCAUCUGGUGCUGCCGCUUCCCGGACCUCGGAGGCGCUUAAAACCACUGGCCAGGCGAUUGGCAAGUCGGCAACCUGGACCUGGAAUACUCCGGUGGUCAAAGGUCUUCGGAAGGGCGUGUCUGCUACAGGUGAAGGCCUUGAUAAGAUGACACGUCCCGUGAGAGAGACCGAGGCCUAUAAAACGGCUGUUGGCGGUGUCAAGGACGCUAUUGACGAUGGUAGCAGCUCGCGUUAUGGAGGCUGGAUUGAGAAGGAGGAGCGCCGCCGCCAAAGGCAGCAGCGUGAGGAGAUGCAGGCCAAGGCUACCCCAAUGGUUGAGGAUCCCAAUGCCGGUACCAACGUAACCCUUCACAAGGACGCUGCUUGGAAGGAAUCGUGGCGCGACUUCCGUGACUCCAACCCUAUGAUGCAGAAGCUGUUCUCUAUGAAGAAUACCUACGACGAAUCGGAAAACCCUCUUAUCAGCACUGCACGCAGCAUCUCGGAUCGCGUCGCAGGAUUCUUUGCUGAAAAUGAGACCGCGAGAGUGAUCAAGAAGUUCCGCGAGAUGGAUCCCAACUUCCAGCUCGAGGCCUUCCUGCGUGAAAUGCGUGAAUACAUCCUGCCUGAAGUUCUUGACGCCUAUGUCAAGGGAGAUGUCGAGACCCUGAAGCUCUGGCUGUCUGAUGCCCAGUUCCACGUGUACGCUGCCUUGUCAAAACAAUACACCACCGCUGGGCUGAAGUCCGAUGGCCGCAUCCUCGAUAUCCGUGGCGUCGACAUCUCCCACGCUCGCAUGCUGGAGCCCGGUGAAAUUCCCGUUUUCGUGGUGACCUGCCGUACGCAAGAAGUCCACGUCUACCGGAACGUGAAGACAAAGGAACUUGCAGCUGGCAUGGAGGACAAGGUCCAGCUCGUCACCUAUGCAAUUGGCCUGACGCGGAUACCUGAAGACGUCAAUAACCCGGAAACAAGAGGAUGGAGGUUGAUCGAACUGCAGAAGGCUGCCCGUGACUACAUUUAA